Molecule: messenger RNA, 321 nt
Organism: Dioscorea cayenensis subsp. rotundata (Guinea yam)
Lineage: Eukaryota; Viridiplantae; Streptophyta; Magnoliopsida; Dioscoreales; Dioscoreaceae
Product: cysteine-rich and transmembrane domain-containing protein WIH1-like
Exons: 3
Coding region: 1-321 (106 amino acids)
Source: RefSeq, a predicted model, not a curated record
AUGAGCAUCUAUGAACACCAUCAUCACUCUCCACAAGACUAUUCUUCUUAUCCUCCCCCUCCUCCCCCUCCUCAAGGAUAUGGACAACCAUACCCAUCACCUGCACCACAAUAUCCACCAUCAAGUUAUGGAUAUCAAGGUUACUUCAGUGAUGAUCACUCUGAAUAUCCUCAUCCUGCACCACCACAAGCUUCUUCAGCUGAUCAAGUGUAUUAUCAUAGACAUCAAGAUGGGGCUGCUUCUUGCAUCUCAUUCUUCAAAGGAUGUAUGGCUGCCCUGUGUUGCUGCUGUGUCCUUGAAGAGUGCAGCUCUUGCUUCUGA